Molecule: messenger RNA, 5086 nt
Organism: Caenorhabditis angaria
Lineage: Eukaryota; Metazoa; Nematoda; Chromadorea; Rhabditida; Rhabditidae
Source: the annotation of a GenBank genome assembly
AUGUGGCGUUCUUUGUUCGUGAACUAUGGUAAACAAACAAAAAUUGGAGAAUUCCUGGUGAUUUAACACAUAUUUUUGGGGAAUACCUUGGAUUAUGACGUCAUAAUUCUCAAGGUGGCCAGGUGUUUUGGUGGCAAUUUGCCGAAAAAGGGGUUUCCCGAAGAGAAAACGGGGAGAUAUGAUGAUUUUUAGAAUGAGAAAUGAAAAACGUGGCGCCCUCCGCUUCACGUGAGCAGUUUUUUGUGCGAGAGUCUCUCGGACAGACAAUUCUGAAUAAAUAAAUUGGUUUCGAGCGGCUGAAAAACGAAUUUUUGAGAAUUAGUAAGUUUUGCGGUUAAAAAACUCUCACAAAAUUUCUUUAAAAUCCCAUUUUUAAAGCCAAUUAGCUAUUUCACCCCAAAAUCGCCUACUCUCACAAAAAAAUCCGGAAAAAAAUGAAAAAUAAAAAUUUCGUCACUAUUUACAGUACCACUGUUUCAAAGGCGCAACCACAGCACACAAAUAUCUCGCAGCGUAAAACUCCCGCGCUCCAAUAAAUUCAAAAAAUAUUUUUAUUUUUUCUCAUUUUAACCCGAAAGUUCAAUCAGACACAAAAAACAACAAUUCACAUGAUGUUUCGUCGUGUUCGUUGUUAUCAAAACGGGGCGAAAAAACGUGUGUCACGGGGUUCGCGCAAAUCUCUUAAAGAAGAUUGAUAAGUGUACUAUGAGAUCAUUGGAAAAAAUAAAUAUUUUUCUAACAUGAAAAAAAUCGCGAAAAAUCAAUUAAACCACAAUUUUCCAACUGAAUAGAAAUAGCACGCGCAUGUCUCUCAAUUUCUUUUCUCAAUAGAGCAAAUUCGCUCCAACGCACUUUCCCAUAAUAAACACAUACUUUUGUUGAUUUUUUGGUUUUCAUACCCGAUUUAUAUAGAAAAAGUUGUUUAAAAAUUUAAAUUUUUCAGGGAUUAGUAUUUAAAGGCACAGUACUACGUUUCUCAGUGAGUUUUUCAUCAAAAUUUAGCGGCAAAACUGAUUUUUAAUUCAGAACUUGUCACGGGAUUAUGGGACUUCGGUCACAUGAGCAAUUGGUGGUUGGUGUUGGUGUACUAUUUUUGGUCACUGUCUGUGUCACCGCUUUCUUCUUUUUGCCAGCCGGUGGAGCGGAUUUGUAUUUUCGAGAUGAGCAUGCGAUUCAAGUUAGGGAUACGUUUGUGAGGUAAGGAUUUUAUGGGAAGAGGGUGCUUAAAAGUGAAAGUGCUGGUGAAUUUGAUAUCAAAAGAUAGAGAAUUUUCCACUGAAUCUCGGGAAUCACUAAUUUCCAGACGAAAAUAACAAUUUUCAGUAAAAAUUAGUUAUCAUAAGUUAAAAAAUUCUGAAAAUUAUUAUUUUUUGUUCAAAAAUUUUUCAAUUUUCAUUUUAAAUUCUGGAUUUUUAGCCCAAAAUUUUGACCAAAAAAUGUCGAUUUUUUAUUUGUUUUCCUUCGAAUAUAGUGUAAUGUUUACUCAAUUUUUCUUUUACAUUUUUUUUUCGAAAAAAAACUUGAAAGAGCAAAAUGAGUUCUCUGAUGUUUCUAGACCUGAAAAUUCCCAUUUUUUGCAGAGAACGCGAAGAAGUUCGGAGGAAACAACAAGAAGAAUUGAUUCGAAAAGCCGAAGAAGCCAUUCCAGCUCCAAUUCCAAAACCUGAAAUUGGAGCAGCUGAUGAUGUAGAAGGAAGGAGGACAUAUGUUAAACAGGUUACAUUUUUACGUUUUGAAUUUUGAUUGAAAAAUGCGGGAGAAUAUGGGAAAAAUAUGAAAAUCGAAAAUGUAUGCCUUAAAUUUGUCUGAAAAUCAUGAAAUUUAAGUCAAAAACUACCAGAAUUCCCCGAAAAUUUCUAAAACAUCAGAAUUUCCAGUUCCAAGACAUAAAGUUUGAACAUUUUCUAGAAAAAGCUCAAAUUUGUGAAAAUGUAUCAAAAAAUCACCAAAGUUUACAUUUCUCGAUUUGAAAAACUGAAUAACGAAAACUGAAAAUCCAAAAAUUUAGCUUAAAAAAUGGAUAAAGUUCCUUAUUUGAAGAUAAGAAUUCAGAUUUAAAUGUAUUCUUUUGGUCAAAAAACCUGGAAUUUCAUUAGAAAUCUUCCAAAAUGAUCAAAAAAUCCUAAAAAUUUUCACUCGCUUGUUAUCUCCAUUUUGUUGUUCCAGAUGAUAAAAUUCGCAUGGGACGGGUAUCGUCGUUAUGCUUGGGGUGAAAAUGAGCUGAAACCCAACUCGAAACAAGGUCAUUCAUCCUCAAUAUUUGGAUACGGUAAAACGGGUGCCACAAUUAUUGAUGCGAUUGACACGUUGUAUUUGGUUGGAUUGAAAGAAGAAUAUGAAGAAGCGAGAAAAUGGAUCGAGACAUUUGAUUAUAAAAGUGUUGUGGUUGGUGGAAAAAAUGGGAGAUUUUUGUAGAAAAAAUGGUGGAAUAUAAGGUGGAAGGUCAAAUUUUAGUCCUUCCGAAUCAUGUUUCAGGUUUCUAGCCCACCAAAAACGUUUUUCUGGAUUUCUAGGCCAUAACCAGCUUGGUUUUUUUUUGAUCCUCAGCCAUCUGGGAAAUUCUAGGUCAUCAAAAACCGAAUUUUGUGUUUCUAGUCCACGUUUUAAUUUCUCUCUAUUUCAGAAAGGAGAUGUUUCGGUUUUUGAAACAAAUAUUCGAUUUGUCGGCGGACUUCUAUCGAUUUAUGCAUUGACAGAGGAUAAGGUAAGGUUUUUGGGUGAUUUUCGAGUAAAAACAUCGAAGUUUUAUAUUUCCUCCGUCAAAAUAUUUCGAAUUUUAUGAUUUUCAACCCUAAAUACCCUAUUUUUGUUGCAGAUGUUCCUGGAAAAAGCCGAACAAAUAGCUACAGUCCUUUUACCCGCCUUCGAAACCUCAACUGGAAUUCCAAAUGCACUAAUAAAUGUUCAAAGUGGUCGAUCAAAAACCUAUAAUUGGGCAAAUGGAAAAGCGAUUCUAUCGGAAUACGGUUCGAUUCAAUUGGAAUUCGAUUAUUUGUCAAAUCAAACUGGAAAUCCGAUUUUUGCAAAAAAAGCGCAGAAAAUUCGAGAUGUUUUGAGUGAAAUUGAGAAACCCGAUGGAUUGUAUCCGAUUUAUUUGAGUGUUGAAACUGCAAAAUGGGGACAACGUAAGUGGAAUGAGGGGGAAAAUGACUGAAAAUAUGCAUCUUGGACUGAAAACGAUGAUUUUUACCUGGAAAUGGAGAAAAUUUGAAUGAAACUAAUAGAUUUCUACCUUAAAUUGUGAAAAUUUAACUGAAAAUUAUAACGUUGAUUUUUGAGCUGAAAAACUGAUUUUCAAAAUUAAAUCAUCAAGAAAAAUAGACUGAAAAUGAGAUUUUUGAGCUGAAAAUCAUGAAUUUAAAAUGAGAAAUGAUGAAAAAUUGACUGAAAACGACAUAUUUUAGGCCUAAAAAGUUGAUAUGUCAUCUGAAAAUCAGCUGAAAUUGUGAAUUUUCUAUUGAAAAUCAAUCAACAUUUCUGAAAAUUUCUAAAUUUCCCUAGAAAUCCACCCCCUCCCCCUCCAAAUCUCAGAUUUUUAGAUCAUUAUUCGAUGGGAGCAAUGGCUGAUAGUUGGUAUGAAUAUUUGUUGAAACAGUGGAUUGCGACUGGCAAAAAAGUUGGUUAUUUUUCAAGUUUAGAUCUAGAGCUAACCUAAAUUCCUCAUUUUUUUUUACUUUAGGAUACCAAAACUAAAUUGGAAUAUGAUGAAGCUAUUUUUGCGAUGGAGAAAAAGUUGCUAUUCAAAUCUGAACAAAAUUCACUUUGGUAUUUCGCAAAAAUGUUUGGAACUCGCGUUGAACACACAUUUGAACAUUUGGCAUGUUUUUCGGGUGGAAUGGCUGUAUUACAUUCAAUGAAUGAACCAAAUCAAACAGUUGCAAAACAUUAUUUAGAACUUGGAAAAGAAAUUGGAAAAACAUGUCAUGAAUCAUAUAUUCGAAGUGCGACUGGAAUUGGACCAGAAAGUUUUCAAUUUUCAGCGAGUAUUGAGGCGAAAACUGAACGAUCUCAAGAUUCGUAUUAUAUUUUGAGACCUGAAGUUGUUGAAACUUGGUUUUAUUUGUGGAGAGCGACAAAGGAUGAGAAAUAUCGACAAUGGGCAUGGGAACAUGUACUCAAUUUGGAGAAAUAUUGUCGGGUAAGUGAGUGGGGGAGAGGGAGAGGGAUUUGGGAAAUAUUGAACCACAAUUUUUUACUGGGUGUUAGGGAAGAUUUUCUAAUCUUUGAGAUUUUUAGAACAUUUUCUAGGAUUAUUGGUUUUAAUCUGAAAAAUCCCAGAUAAUCCUGAAAUUAAAUUCAGGUAUUCAAAUUGAAAACUUGAACAUUUGUAAGAUCUGAAGUAAAAUACUUUGAAAUUUGUAAUUUAACAUUAAAAUUAUCAGAUAAUUUGAAAAAUCACUUUGCCAGCUCAAUUUUCGUUUGAAAUUUUAAAUUUAAAACAAAAAAUCAUUUUUCAGAUUGAUUUUAGCUGAAAAUUCCAGAUUUUUGUCUCAUAAAAUCACCAUAAUUUGACAAAAACAUGAGUAUAAGAUCAAAUUUUGAAAUGUGAAAAAAAAGUUUGAAAUUCAAAAUUUUGAAUAAAUGUUAUCAGAAAAUCUUCGUAAACCCGUUUUCGGUUCCAGUUUUGCUGAAAAUAUUAAAUUUUCAGACAAAAAUUGAUUUUCAGUCAAAUUUCUGCUGAAAUUUUAAGAUAUUUUUGUUGGGAAUCUCAAAAAUUUCCCAAAAAAAUGGGUCAGAAUUUUCAUGGUUAUCUGAAAUUUUCAUCUAAAACACAAAAAAUUCUCGAGUUUUACACAAAAAACUCUCGAAUUAUCAGAAAAACUUCAAAAAAUCCAAUUUUUAGUUCAAUUUUCACUCAAAAUUCCCUUUUCAUAAUUUUACAUUUUCAUUUUUCCAGGGAAAAUCUGGUUAUUCUGGAAUUCGAAAUGUCUAUAAUUCUUCGCCAGAUCAAGACGAUGUUCAACAAUCGUUCCUUUUCGCCGAACUUUUCAAAUAUUUAUAUCUGAUAUUUUCCGAUGAUUCAAUCUUGCCACUUGAUCAAUGGGUUUUCAACACAGAAGCGCAUCCAUUCCGAAUUCGACAUUAG